This is a messenger RNA of Penicillium brasilianum, 474 nucleotides long. The record is from the annotation of a GenBank genome assembly. Lineage: Eukaryota; Fungi; Ascomycota; Eurotiomycetes; Eurotiales; Aspergillaceae.
AUGCCUUCAAUUCCACUGCACCCGCAAUCCUCCGGGAUGGCCCAAAGAACUCCCGCAAACGCCCCUUCCCACCCAGUCCACAACCCCCUCCCCCAGCUCCUCCAAACGCCCUCAGGCCUCGCCCUCCUCGAACUCCAAGGCACAAUCAACGUGCCAUCCUCCGAAGCCCAGCAAGAUGGUUCUAGCGAAGAUAAUGACCUAGCAGAAUCUACCUCCUACGAAACCCCCGUCGGCAAACUCAUGUUCCCGGACUACUCGAUCCACAACCCGGACGACACCCAGUGGAUGAAACGGGUAUAUCUGUACGUUGGACGGUAUCAGCGGAUGACCGGAGAAGUCAAAAAGCUCCCGCGACCAAUUGCGGUGCUACAGAAGAGGGCUGGGAUAGUUGGGAUAGAGGAGUUGGAGGUGGUGGAGAUUGUGCGGUACAAGGUGUUUUUCAAGAAUCGACCGGAGCCGGUGAACGAUGUUUGA